AUGUCAAGCCUCAAGAGCAGAAUUGUGAAGCUGAUUUCUGAAGGAGGCUUAAGAAUUUCUGGUAAUAAAUGGAAUCAAAGUUAUGACUUGCACAUUAUUGCAGUUUUCCAUUUGGGCAUCAGGAGUUCCAGAUUUCAGAAUAUCAUUGAAUGUCAUUGGUUACCUCCGGAUCCUGAUUUUACCAUGUUUUGUUGUGAUGGCUCUUCCUUGGGAAAUCCUGGUGCUGCAGGUUUUGGUGUAGUUGUCAGAAAUCAUCAUUGUCAGGUCCUUGGGACUAUAACAGGGGGAAUUGGUAUUGCUUCUAAUUACAUAGCAGAGGUUUAUGCAGUUAUAAGUGCUCUGGAGUUAGCAAUUGAGUGGGAUAAACAGAAUGCUUUGAUUGUCUCUGAUUCAAAAACAGUAGCAAAUGACUUUGCUCAAGGGAAAGUGCCAUGGUUUAUCAGGAGUAGAUGGAAAAAUGCAGUGAAGAAGUUAUCUCAAAUUAGAUAUAAGCAUUGCUACAGAGAAGUGAAUUUUCCUGCAGAUGGAAUUGCUAAAAAGGGUGCAUUGCUGGCUCCAGGUGAAAGGCAGAUUUGCAUUGGUAGACCUUCUCAUCUUGUUAGAGUUGAAAUUCCUGAUUUUCCUCUUUUCUUUUAA
Papaver somniferum (opium poppy) is the source of this 636-nucleotide messenger RNA. RefSeq lists its product as uncharacterized. Lineage: Eukaryota; Viridiplantae; Streptophyta; Magnoliopsida; Ranunculales; Papaveraceae. The record is from RefSeq and is a predicted model, not a curated record. Bases 1 to 636 code for a protein of 211 amino acids. The transcript has 2 exons. Gene Ontology annotation, molecular function: nucleic acid binding; RNA-DNA hybrid ribonuclease activity.